UUCUGGACAACAAACGGAUAGAUACUUUGUCCAAGCAUUGAACUUGCCGGUCCACUACUUUUGAGGAGCACUGUACAAACAACUCGUUUGUCAAAAUCUGGUACACUGACAGGAUCUUUUGUCCUCCUUGCUCCCGCCUCCGCAGCAAGGAACUCUGCAUUUGACAGGGCUACAUGUAAACCACCAGCUGGCCCGACAAGCAAGGCAAAGAGACCGAGAUGAACAGGCGGUUGAAAGCCAGCGCGAAGUGAGUCACGCACCCACUCGGUAGCCUCGUGAAUUACGCCCAGCAGGGAGGCCAACCUGCACCUGGAAAAGCGGCAGCAGCAGCAGACACGUCGUGAGGCAGCAGCAUUCGACAUUCGAAGAAAGGACGGACUGACAGACGAACAGGACCCUCACUUGUGCAUAUUUUUGGGAGGCAAAGGAAGAGGACCCCCCCCCGAGAAAGCAAGCAUGGCUUCCUAUGCAUUGGGCCCUUGAUGCUGAACUGUGCUACGAGAGGGGGCGGUGCAUCGUAGCCAACACACACACACUCGCACAUAGUCAGAAGAAGCCCUUCAAUGGAGAAAAUGAGAGACUUGGUCCUGACUGUGAUCAUCCUUCUGCCUUUGGUGGCGUCAGAAUCAGAGCACUGCAUCAUUCAGCGAGAGCAUGACAAAUGCAUGGAGAGGAUGGAAAUGCACGACCCCAACGAUGACCUGGACAUGGCGUGCCCUUGGAUGUGGGACAACCUGACCUGCUGGCAGGCUGCCGACGUGGGCGAGGUGGUGGUGGUCAACUGCCCAGAGUUUUUCCAUGACCUGAUGGGACCGGAGGACGAGAUGGGACGGGUCAGUCGCAACUGCACAGAAGACGGCUGGUCGGAACCGUACCCUCACUACCUGGACGUGUGCAUCUUCUACGACAACGCUACUAAACCGGACAUGUACUAUGCAUCAGUCAAGGCCCUGUACACGGUUGGCUACAGUACGUCCCUGGUGUCUCUCACCACUGCCAUGGUCAUCCUCUGUAGAUUCAGGAAGCUCCACUGCACCAGGAACUUCAUCCAUAUGAACCUUUUUGUGUCGUUCAUGCUGAGAGCCAUCUCGGUCUUUAUCAAAGAUGGCGUGCUGUAUGCGCAAGAGGACAGCGACCACUGCUUUGUGCACACGGUGCCGUGCAAAGCGGUAAUGGUUUUCUUCCAUUACUGUGUCAUGUCGAACUACUUCUGGCUUUUCAUUGAAGGUCUCUACCUCUUCACUCUGCUGGUGGAGACAUUCUUUCCCGAGAGACGAUAUUUCUACUGGUACACCAUCGUCGGAUGGGGAACCCCCACCAUUUGUGUGACUGUCUGGGCGGUGCUGAGGCUCCAUUUUCACAACACUGGUUGCUGGGAUACAAAUGAGCACACUGCUCUCUGGUGGGUGAUCAAAGGACCUGUAGUGGCCUCCAUCAUGAUCAAUUUUGUUCUCUUUGUGGGAAUCAUCAUCAUCCUGGUGCAGAAGCUACAGUCCCCUGACAUCGGGGGCAAUGAAUCCAGCAUUUACCUCAGCUGUGCUCAGAAAUGCUUCAGUGAGCCCUCACAGGCUGUUCAGCAUUCGUGCAGGAUGUCAGAGUUGUCCACCAUCACACUGCGUCUUGCGCGUUCCACUCUCCUGCUCAUCCCGCUGUUUGGAAUUCACUACACCGUCUUUGCCUUCUCCCCCGAGGACGUCAGUAAGAGGGAGCGUCUGGUCUUCGAGCUGGGCCUCGGAUCCUUCCAGGGCUUUGUGGUCGCCGUCCUCUACUGCUUCCUCAACGGGGAGGUGCAGUCAGAGAUCAAGAGGAAAUGGCGCAGCUGGACGGUGAACCGAUACUUUGCUGUGGACCUGAAGCAGCAGAGGCACCCGUCGCUGGCCAGCAGCGGUGUGAACGGCGGGACUCAGCUGUCCAUCCUGAGCAAGAGCAGCUCUCAGAUCCGCAUGUCCAGCCCGCUGGCGGAGAGUGCCAACAUCAGCCUGCCUACCUGAACGUUUGACCACGCGACCUCGCCGUCAGCCGCCGCCAUCAGCCGUCUUGAAUGAAUCCACACCGGGCGGAAGAGACCAAAGUGGCCCCCUGGCUCAUGAGUACUUUUCAUUUUUCAGUUCCUCUCAAUGAUGCCCUUGGAAUUUAAUUCAAAACAAUCAAAGGCGACAUACAAAAUGUUUACUUUCCCCUCCCCCCCAUUUUUAAAACUAUUUUUAAAGUCAUUUUAAUUGAUUCCAAAUUGAAUUGAUCAAAUUUGGCUUUGUGUACGGUGAAUAUCAAUGUGCUUCAAAGUGCCAAAAGAAACAAGCUUUGCCUUGCUUGUGACGCUUACCCCAACCCUGAACCCAAACUUCAACCCUAAGCCAAACCCCAAACAUGAACCCUAAACCUUAUCCCUAAAAUACUUGUUGUUUAAAUGUUCAAUUAAACUUUUCUACAAUCAGCCGCAAGUACUGAGUAUGUCAAAAGAUUCAAAAAUAGACUUAAAAAAAUAAUUGUGGACUUUGUAAAUAUUUUUGAGUGUAGACGAGUAGAUUUCUUCUCAUUAUUGCGUUUGCAUAACAAGUAUUGUAAUGUAAUGUAAAAAAAAAAAAAAAAAGGAUCUGGAGCCCAAAUCUGUAGAUCUCAUCCCAUAUUCAAAACAAUACUAUUGAAGUAGACUUAGUGCCAAAAUGACUUUUCUAUGAAUUAUUCGACAGCUACAGUGCAAUAGAGCAGUGCCAUGAUUUUGUAUUGACUUAAUCUGCAGUUUUACACACGUCGUACAAGGAUCUCAAGCUCCUCUUACAUCCCUCGCCCACUGUCGUGUGCGUCUACAAAAAGUGCCUCGUGCCUCACUCAUUUUUCAUUUAUUUAAGAAGGACAUUGAAAAAAAGCCAUUUUCCUUCAUUGAAUGUACAGUGUUGUGCUUUUACUCUGCGUGUUAGUAUGAUUUAUUUUAUUAUUAUUAUCAUAAUUAUAAGCAGCGGUUAUCUUUUUAAGAUCCACUUUUUACAGUUAACAAAUAUUAAUAACAAAAUAUUUUCAUUUAGCCCAAUUACAACUCCGACACACACACAUUUAAACAAAUAUACAUGUUUAAUUUUAUACUUACUUCUUUUAUUACAACACUAAUUUCAAAACAUACCUCCGAAAGAAAAUAAUGUCAAAAGAAUUCAUCCAUGCCCAAGCCUGUACAGUUUAAAAAAAUCAUCUUCUCACCUGUUAUAAAAAACAACAACAACAAUUUAACCAUUGUAUAAUACAAUUUAAAUCAAGUAAAAUUGCUGUUUAUAGACGCCUGACAAACAUGUGAUGGCAUGGUGUUUUUAUUACGUAGAGCUAUUAAUGUAAUUAAUACAUGGAUAUUUAGAUGAGCUAAAGUCUCAUGGGAUUUGUUGAGAUCUCUCGUGAGGUGACACGUAAUGUUUUCAGUGGUUAGGGUUAGGGUUAAAUGUCCGAAAUGUACAUUGCACAUUUUUCAUCUUUUCAUUUUCAUUACAGUAUUUCAUUUUGAGUGAAAAGAAAAUACUGCUGCUUACGUGCACUCACUACCAGCUGUCACUCUGAGCCUGAAUGCAGCUCAGAUGGAAACAACCAUAUCUCAAAGCUGUUAACUAUAUGGGUAUGCUGUAACAAUGCCCAUUACCAAGGCGGGGCAGUCAUUUUUUUUAUUUUUUUUUAAACAUUUGUAUUUGGUUAAAAAAAAAAACAUCAACGAAGAAGUGGACAUAGCUAAUGCAGGACACGAGUUAGCUAUUAUCAGCUCAGCUCAACUUUAUUUAGAUCGCGAGCAAUCGGAUUCAUUUCAGAAUUGUUAGCGAGACGCUAGCUAAGUCCUUGCGAGUUUUUUUUUUUUUUAUAUAAAUAAAAAUAGACCUAAAUACAAAAGUAUUAUUCAAUUUAAAUAUUUAAAUCAUAGUUAAAUACUUAUAUUCAAUUUAAGUAUUUAUUAAUUAGAAGGUAAAAUAUUGUAAGACAUUGUCUCAUCCACCAUCAUGUAAUAUUCAUGAACAUCAAUGUGAAAAUGUAAAACUGGAAUUUGAAAAAUAACCUCUGAAUUGCAGGUAUUUCAAUUUUCAAAUAAGAAUAUGUGUCACUUUGGUAGUUGGCGAAGCAAGGCUAAAGGUUAAUUUCAUAAUAUUUCAUUUUAGCUAUUUACAAUGUUUUUGUUAGGAACCGUGUCUUUAAGGCAACAUUUCUGUAAAAAUGGACAAGGGGUAGCGCCUACACUUUUAGCAUUACCAAUUUGUCCUGGAUUUUAUUGUAUUGCACUGUAAAGACAAUGGUGGAACUCCAGGAAGAAUAGCAAUGGCAUCUGCCAAAGCAAAUGGAGAUCCUAAAUGAAAUUUCAAGCUAUGGGCCUUAUGUACAAGGAUUUUCAACACAAGAAAACAACAACAAAAACAUGUUAAUAGUGUGAUUUUGUUACUGUGCCUUCUGUGAGGUCCCAAUAUUUUUGUUUUUUCUUUUCCAAAAACAUACUGUGAACUGCGUGAGGAGUCGAAGCACUUUUGUUUUUUUCUUUAGCAUUUAGCUUCACAUCAUGUGACAUUUAAUUCAAUACGCCAGCUUCGGGUGACCGCAUAUAGACUAUUUUCGCUUAUAUGUGUCAAAGAAAAGAGAGCAAAAUGCUACAGUUGGAUAUUUCAGGGAAUUUUCAACUGCUUGAGCGCCAGGUCACAAGCUAGUACUCUGGCUUGUUAGCUUUCCCCUGAAAACAGCUGUCACUAAAACGUUUUACAAGCACCUCAAAAACUACUGAGCUAAUUAUAGGGUGAAAUAGCAUAAAUAAAACUAGGCUAAUCUCAGCCAAGCUAAGAUAAAGUAAGAGUUGUCUUGGGUCUUGGCUAGAAAGCAAUUGAGAACAUUUUUCAAUGAAUAUUAAAAAUGUGUAAAAAUGUUUUUGUGUGUUUGACUAACUUGAGUUUGACUAACUUGUUUAUUGCCAAUGCAUUUUUGAAUGUACAGUUGUCGCUCAGCUGCUCUUCUAUGAUGCCUGCUAUGAAUCUACAUUGUGUUCAAUCAUAUAUACAGUAUUGUCGAUUUUAUUUUCAGUUUUUUUUUUUACCUCUCGACUGAGUCCUACAGAGUUGAGACUCCAUUUUGAUCGCUCGAGUUAGCGAGCGCGUGAUAGUGAAAUGUGUAUGCACGUCUGUGGUGACACACAUAAGAAAAGUAAAUGUAUACUAUAUAUUAAAAAAAGGAUAUUUGGUCAUCCAGAUUCCUGUAACAAUGUGUCGUAAAAAAAAAAAAAGGUGACGUCUGACAUCCACAUCGUUGUUGUGUACAUUUGAAUGCUCAAUAAAAAUGUGCAAAAUUGUUGUA
Syngnathus typhle (broad-nosed pipefish) is the source of this 5298-nucleotide messenger RNA. Its product is annotated as pituitary adenylate cyclase-activating polypeptide type I receptor-like. The record is from RefSeq and is a predicted model, not a curated record. Bases 564 to 1991 code for a protein of 475 amino acids. The transcript has 18 exons. NCBI's taxonomy places the organism in Eukaryota, Metazoa, Chordata, Actinopteri, Syngnathiformes, Syngnathidae. Gene Ontology annotation, molecular function: peptide hormone binding; vasoactive intestinal polypeptide receptor activity; G protein-coupled peptide receptor activity. Gene Ontology annotation, cellular component: plasma membrane; neuron projection. Gene Ontology annotation, biological process: cell surface receptor signaling pathway; adenylate cyclase-modulating G protein-coupled receptor signaling pathway.